This is a messenger RNA of Microthlaspi erraticum, 1035 nucleotides long. NCBI's taxonomy places the organism in Eukaryota, Viridiplantae, Streptophyta, Magnoliopsida, Brassicales, Brassicaceae. The record is from the annotation of a GenBank genome assembly.
AUGGAUAACCGAAAAUGGAGUUUGAGUAUCAUAUCUCUGGCUUUUCUCUUCAUCACUUGCUCUUCGGCUGAUUUCCUCAUUCAACAGGUCACAAAGGAGAGAGGAACAAAAUACAACAGUUCUUACAGCCUCGAGGCGAAUCUUGGAGUGACAAGAGUGUUGAGAGAAGAGCGUCCAUCAAGUAAGAUAAUGACAAUAACAAGCUACUCCACGAUUAAGGGGCAAAGUUCAUCCUACGAGUCCUCUGUUUUUGAGGCUGCUGGUUACAAAUGGAGAUUGGUUUUGAUCGCUGCUGCAUAUGACUAUGUUACACUUUACCUGUCGAUCGAAGAUACAGAAUCACUUCCAAAAGGCUGGGAAGUCAAUGUUGAUCUCAAACUCUUUGUCCACAAUAUAAAGCAACACAAGUACUUGACUGUCACAGAUGGAACAGUGAAGCGAUUCAACGAUUUCCAAAGAAGGUUGGGAUUUGAACAAUUGAUUCUUCUUUCAACAUUCGAAAACCCGAAUGAAGGUUACAUUGUGCAGGACACUUGUUCUUUUGGUGCUGAGAUCUUUGUUGUUAAACCGGCUGAGCAACAAGAGAAAGUCACAUUCAUAUCGAACCCUCCAAACAAUAUUUUCACUUGGAAGAUACUUCAUUUUUCUACCUUGGAAGACAAACACUAUUACUCUGACGAUUUUCUCGUUGGAGACCGAUACUGGAGAUUACUAUUUUACGUGAAAAGGAAUGGAGACGUAAGACAUGAUGCACUGCCGAUCCUUAUUUCUACUCGAGGCUUUAAACAAAACGCAGUCGUUACAACCACUUGGGGAGAGGCUUAUAUCCGGUUAAAGAAUCAACGAAGCUCUAACCACAGACAAAUAUAUGCUGAUACUUGGUACCCGAUUCGAAGUGAUUAUACUAUUGGAGUGCAAAAUAUCAUAUCGCUAGCAGAAUUAAACGAUGCAUCGAAAGGGUAUUUGGUGAAUGAUGCUAUUAUCUUUGAAGCUGAAUUUGUUAAGGUCUCUGUGACCAACAUAGUUCCUGCUUAA